Messenger RNA from Solanum dulcamara, 876 nucleotides. Its product is annotated as cytochrome c oxidase assembly protein COX16, mitochondrial. Gene Ontology annotation, cellular component: mitochondrial membrane. NCBI's taxonomy places the organism in Eukaryota, Viridiplantae, Streptophyta, Magnoliopsida, Solanales, Solanaceae. The record is from RefSeq and is a predicted model, not a curated record. The transcript has 4 exons. The coding region runs from base 190 to 585 and encodes 131 amino acids.
UUCGUUUUAAGCCCUUAAAGACAAAGCCCAAAUAACCUAUUCCCGUCUACCUCUUAACCGACGCCGGCUUACUUUCUUCCUUCAAUCUUCACUUACAUUCGCUCCCAAAAUUUAUACAGCAAAUCUUUUCAAUUUUGGAAGAAAUCAUGGUCAUGUAUUAGAUUGUGAAGCAGGUGACCUACGGACUUCAUGACAACUACCCAGACUACAAUGAGUCAGCCUAAUAAAGCUAAUGACCGAGCAGCCUCCUCUGCUGUCAGUGCUCAAAACCCAGCUUCCUCAUUCAAAAGAUUGGGCAGGAAAUCCCCAUUUAUGAGAUAUGGACUUCCUAUGAUCUCACUAGCGGUGCUUGGAUCUAUUGGUCUUAGCGAACUUCUGCAAGGCAGCAAGGAUAUAGCUAAGGUAAAGGAUGAUCAAGAGUGGGAAAUCAUCGAAACAAGAAAAGCUCUUUCACGAUAUGGACCUGUCAAUGCAUAUAACCCCAAAAAAAUGAACUUGGAGGAAGAACUAAAGGCUUUGCAAGAGAAGAUUGAUAUUAAUGAUUAUGAAUAUAAGAAAAUCCCUAAGCCCAAGGAAAGCGAAUAAAAUACAAAGAUGUUACUGGGACUCCCUUAUGCAAUAAUCUUGCAGCUCGUUGGCUUCUCUUUUUGGGGAGUUGUUUCACUGAUAUAUCUACCAGGCAGCUCUUCCAUCCGCAAGUUACGUACUAUUGUUGGAAAUUGUUUUUACCGAGUUGUGAAUGCUUUUGGCUGUAUAUGCAGUUCUAAGCAGUCUGUGUAUGUAACUCUUAGUCAAGAUUUAAGUUUAUGUAUUCCAUGUUUGAAAUAAUGUGGCUAUCGUAUUGUUUACUUCCUAUAUUAACAGUUGAUUUGCCUA